UUGCAUAGUUGCAGUAAUUUUCUCCGCAUUGACUUACCUCGUUUUACUUGCUGCGCGAUUUUAGUUACGCCAGAAAGCAACCGAUCUGACCAGUUGAAAAUUAUCAAAGAAAUCGAAAGCGAAGUAUUCCACCCACAGGAGUUUUAUUCGACCAGAAGCGAACGACCUGACGAGAAAAAAUGUGACGCGUCAGUGGAACUAAUGGAAGAACGACUUUCGGGUGAUCACGCGAGGGCUAUGUUUGGUAAAGUUUCGGCAUCCUCAGCAGAUGCUUGCGUUGCGAAAGUACCUGUACAGGAUGUUCAGCAGGUCGAUUCAUUCUACGCGCCCGAACAGCAGAACGUGUUCCCAAUGGCGCAUGAAAGCGUAUGCAUUUUUACAUUACUAGACGCUGUAUGCAUGAACCUUAGUCAACCAUAA
Molecule: messenger RNA, 420 nt
Organism: Soboliphyme baturini
Lineage: Eukaryota; Metazoa; Nematoda; Enoplea; Dioctophymatida; Soboliphymatidae
Source: the annotation of a GenBank genome assembly